UUGCCAAAACACUCUGAUACUGGCAACUCACAAAGGAGCCAUUAAUAAAAAAGAAGAAGAAGAACUUUUUGUUUGCUUUUUGUCGUCUGUUGUGCUUUUGUAGGUAUAAAUUAUUAAUUUGUGUUAAAACAGUUGAAAGUAUUAAGUAAUCACAAAUUAAUAAAGUUAGUAUAGAAACUUUAUCAUGUCUUUAUCGCCCCAAGACUUAUUAUCAGCAGAAGGUCGGGAAAAAUGUAUAGAGAAUUUAAAAAUUCUACCUGUGUUUACAUCAGAAGACGAGAAACCUAAACUAAAUGCUGCGGUAUUGGUGCCCCUUUGCGUACAAAAUAACGAAGUCCAUUUGCUGUAUACACUGAGGUCGCCCAAUCUGAGAAAACACAGCGGUCAAGUGUCUUUUCCCGGUGGUAAGAUGGACGGAAACGAGACGACAACGGACACAGCUUUACGGGAGACCGAGGAAGAAAUCGGGUUCCCGCGCAGCGAUGUGGAGGUAUGGUACAAAAUGCCAUCUUUCUACACCAAUAAUAAGAAAGAAAUGUGCCUAACACCUGUAGUAGGGGUGUUAAAAAACUUUGACAUGAAUAACUUGACUGCUAACGCGGAUGAGGUAGAGGAAAUAUUCACAGUGUCAAUGCAAGCCCUGUGUGAUGUUAACAACCAUGCAUAUUUGAUAGAUGAAGAUGUUAUAGCACCAAUAUACUACUCCGGCAAAUAUAAGAUUUGGGGGAUUACUGGUUUCAUCACUCAUUUGUUUCUCCAGGCAUUCUUACCCAAUAUAUACCACCCCAACUUCACUAGAAAACAGUAUAAGUUAGAAGAACUUCAACCAUCAAAAAUAUGAGAGCUAGAUUUUAAACAUAGUUAAUAUGGGCUUUAUGGGGUUAAAAAGUAUUAAAAGCUUUGAUUUUUAAAUGUAAAAAGUAGUAAAUAGUUAGUUGAAAUUAAAUAUUUAUAUUAGCUCUUACUACUAGUUGGGAAACACUUGUAUGGUAGUUUGUCAUAAAAGACAAUAAAAAUCCAUAGCACAUUUUAAAAUUUAUAUAUUUACAAUAAAUACUGCUGCUCUGUAGCUUAUUAUUACUUGGAGAGUUGCACUAUUGGCCAUAGCCCUGUAAAUAAAAAAAUGUAAUUAUACAUUACAAUAUUCCACAACGCA
Molecule: messenger RNA, 1156 nt
Organism: Aricia agestis (brown argus)
Lineage: Eukaryota; Metazoa; Arthropoda; Insecta; Lepidoptera; Lycaenidae
Product: nucleoside diphosphate-linked moiety X motif 8
Exons: 1
Coding region: 185-841 (218 amino acids)
Molecular function (GO): coenzyme A diphosphatase activity
Source: RefSeq, a predicted model, not a curated record